Messenger RNA from Aureobasidium melanogenum CBS 110374, 414 nucleotides. RefSeq lists its product as uncharacterized. The transcript has a single exon. The record is from RefSeq and is a predicted model, not a curated record. Lineage: Eukaryota; Fungi; Ascomycota; Dothideomycetes; Dothideales; Saccotheciaceae. Bases 1 to 414 code for a protein of 137 amino acids.
AUGUCGAAAAUGUCGAGCCAGGUCGAACCCACCAUCGUCACCGCCAUCGAGACCGGACCCUCAGCCUCUUCCUCCUCAGGACUUCCUCCCUCGGACAACUCGCCCAUGCUCAGACGCGGCUCCCGUGCAGCUCCACCAGAGGGUCUCGAUCUGAACUCCAAGAACAAGCUCGCACCCCCGACCGCCGAAAGACAGGACUUUCCAUCACCGGGUGGUGCUCCUGCAGGCCAACGAAUCUUUGACGCAAACGCCGUCGCCGAAGACAGAGGUGUCGAGACCAUUCCUGGAGGCUGGGCUAAGGGAGUCGAACAACAAAACGAAGUCGCUGAAGAAUACGAGAAGCAAGACGAUGCUUCGCAAAAGUCUUCCCCAAGCCUGAAGCAGAAGGUCAAGGACCUGCUUCAUCGCGACUAA